Messenger RNA from Coniophora puteana RWD-64-598 SS2, 1591 nucleotides. RefSeq names its product aryl-alcohol dehydrogenase. The transcript has 5 exons. Lineage: Eukaryota; Fungi; Basidiomycota; Agaricomycetes; Boletales; Coniophoraceae. Bases 242 to 1414 code for a protein of 390 amino acids. The record is from RefSeq and is a predicted model, not a curated record.
GUGUCAUUGGAAAUGACUCCUUCACUGAAGACUACGACUUCGCUGUGCCGUCCCAAGCUUACUCCCAUGGAGGUUCGACAUGUGUCAAAUCCAUGUCUCGUAAAGCAUGGGUGUCUCCAUAAUCAGAGGGUCUUCGGUGGGAUAUAAAACGUCGACGCCAACGGACUAGCAUCUACCAGACUCUCAGAGAUCUAGUAUCUCUUCUCUUCAUCCCUCUCAAACCGUCGUUAAUCUCGCUACAAUGUCACAAUCCACCCUUUUCGCCCCUGUUCCGAAACCUGCAAACCGCCUUGCUCGCUACAGGGCGCUUGCCCCUACUGCGUCGGUCCACGUUUCUCCACUGCAGCUCGGCGCGAUGAGCAUCGGUGACAAGUGGGAGAAGCACGGCAUGGGUAGUAUGAAUAAGGAGUCGUCGUUCAAACUCCUCGACGCGUACUAUGAGGCCGGCGGUAACUUCAUCGAUACGUCCAACAACUAUCAGUCCGAGUCUUCUGAAGAAUUCAUUGGCGAGUGGGCCGAAAGUCGCGGUAUCCGCGAUGAACUUGUCAUCGCUACCAAGGUAAGUGUUUUCUACACGUCCAACUUUAAAGAUGAGGACCCAUCUGUCAGGAAUAAGGCGAACUACACGGGAAAUAAUGCCAAAUCAUUGUACAUUAGUGUGCAGAAGAGCCUGAAGAAGCUAAGGACGUCAUACAUUGACAUCUUAUAUGUGCAUUGGUGGGACUGGGAAACCACCAUCGAAGAAGUGAUGAGCAACCUGCACCAUCUCGUGCAGCAGCGGCUUGUUCUGUACCUUGGUAUUUCUGACGCACCUGCUUGGGUCGUAGCCAAAGCCAACCAGUGGGCGAGAGAUCAUGGAAAGACACCGUUCGUCGUUUAUCAAGGCGCAUGGAGCAUCCUUGAAAGAUCAUUCGAACGCGAGAUCAUCCCCAUGGCUCGUGAUGAGCGCAUGGCCCUCGCGCCAUACAAUGUCCUAGCUGGCGGCAAGCUACGUUCCGACGCAGAUGAAGAGCGUCGCAGGCAGACCGGCGAACAAGGCCGCCAACUCUAUGGAAUGCCUUGGGAGCGCAACGAGGUGCAGCGCCAGGUCUCCUCAGUCCUGGAGAAAAUAGCCAAGGAGGUCGGCACAGAACACAUAACGGCCGUUGCGAUCGCCUACGUGUUGCACAAGGCGACGCACGUCUUCCCGAUCAUCGGCGGACGCAAAGUCGAGCACCUGCAAGCGAACAUCGACGCGCUAAGAAUUCGUCUGACUCCCGAGCACAUCAAGGAGCUGGAAAGCGCUGUCCCCUUCGAUCUCGGGUUCCCGGGUGCGCGCUGGGGUACUGGAACGGAUUACAACUUCUUGAUGAAGAGCGCUGCAUGGUUUGAGAAGCAGCCUCUCCUUCAGCCUAUUUCACCCGCAGUGGACUAAGCCGUUGUAUCGGUGAAAACGGUCUUUCGAAGCCUAUAGCUGUUGUGUGGUCGAAUAGAGGGCUAUUCGCCAAUAGCUGUAGGGUGUGGACGUACAUCAUGCGUCUGAAUCAUCAUGCUCUCGAUUACUUUCAAUUGUAACACUAAAAUGCGUCUUGUAAUUUGAUUUGGAACGUCA